This is a messenger RNA of Suillus discolor, 4079 nucleotides long. RefSeq lists its product as uncharacterized. Gene Ontology annotation, molecular function: calcium ion binding; protein binding. Gene Ontology annotation, biological process: endocytosis; endosomal transport. Lineage: Eukaryota; Fungi; Basidiomycota; Agaricomycetes; Boletales; Suillaceae. Bases 59 to 3931 code for a protein of 1290 amino acids. Gene Ontology annotation, cellular component: cytoplasm; plasma membrane. The transcript has 7 exons. The record is from RefSeq and is a predicted model, not a curated record.
CGUAAGCAAUUGCGUAGUUCUGUAACUUAUACUUCCAACGUCGUCAACUGCCCACACGAUGUCGAGCAAUUUUGCGCCGACGCCCGCAGAGCUUGCACUCGUGAAUCAGAUAUUUACUCAGGCAGAUACCCAGAAAAUCGGAAUCCUCACUGGUGACGUCGCCGUAAAGGUCUUCCAGGGUGCAAAACUAGCACCAACCGUCUUGGGCGAGAUUUGGAGUAUUGCUGACGAUGACAACAAUGGAUUUUUGACCAAGAAGGGUGUCUCAAUUGCAGUUCGUCUCAUGGGUCAUGCUCAGAAAGGCCAGAAGGUCGAUAAGUCUCUCGUGAACAAGCCCGGACCAUUAGCCAAUAUUGAAGGCGUGCAGAUGCCUUUGAUUCCACAAGGCACCGGUGCAUCAACAUCCAAAUCACCACCUCCCAGUUUGCCUCCAUUGACUCCUCAAGACAGGGCCAAAUUUACACGGAUAUUUCAGGGGUGUGGGCCUGUCAAUGGCCUCCUCAAUGGUGACAAAGCACGUGAUGUAUUCUUCAAAUCCAAACUCCCUCUGGAUAAACUAUCUCAAAUAUGGACGUUAUGCGACACACAAGACCGAGGCGUACUCGACAUAACUGACUUUACCAUAGCCAUGUACCUAAUUCAAGCCUGCAUGGCUGGUCAACUCUUGUCUAUUCCGAGUUCCAUUCCGUCAAGCUUAUUCGAGCAGGCUGGGGCGGUUUCUGUUCACGCGACCGGUGGUAGUGCACAUUUCAGCAGCCCAGGUUUUCCACCAGUACCGAGGCAUAAUGCUGUGCAGCCGCAGCUGACGGGGCAGGCGUCUCCGGCUCCUCCCCUUCCGAACAGACGCCUAGCGUCCAACAGGCUUGCACCUACUAUACCCCCCUUCCCUGGUGUUGCCCAGUGGGAUGUUACCGCGGCUGAGAAGGCCAGUGCAGACCGCUUCUUUGAUACAUUGGACUCGCAGCACAGAGGAUACAUUGAAGGUGAUGUUGCAGUACCAUUCAUGCUCCAAUCCAAGUUACCGGAAGACGUCUUGGCCCAAGUCUGGGAUCUUGCAGAUAUCAACAAUGACGGCCGUCUGACUCGUGACGGAUUCGCAGUCGCGAUGCACCUCAUUCAGGGCAGCCUCUCAGGCAAGGAUGUCCCUAGUACGUUACCUCCGACCCUUGUACCUCCAUCAAUGCGAGGAGGACAAGUGCCGUUUGUUUCUGCAUUGGCACCUUCCAAUCCGGAACCCGUGCGGGAUCUCCUUUGGGACGAUUCACCUCCGCCGUCGGCGACCACCUCGCAUCCUCCGACAAGCAUCUUGCAACCUCAAACCACGGGUACCCCGCACUCUCCGCGGUCUUUUCCUCGUCUCACACCGCUCUCACAGGAUCCCUUUGGCUCCUCUCCAGCUACAUCUCCGUCGAACAGAAAUUUCCUUGAUGAUGACGAUACACAUGCGCCGCCCAUUUUGCAUGACCAAUCUGUGGAAAUUGGGAACGUGCAGAAUCAAUUCAAUUCCACGCAGAGAUCUCUGCAGACCGCAAAGGCUGAACGAGAGGCUCUCGAGAGUACGCUUGCCAAUCAGGCUGCGCAGCUUUCAGCUCUUCAGACUCAGCUUGCUGCUGCCAAAGCAUCUUACGAAACAGAGACUUCCCUCCUGAACACACUCCGUGAUCGUCACGCAUCUCAGAAUACUGACAUUCAGAGAACUAGGGAAGAACUCAUUAGGGAUGAGAGCGAUCUCAGCGCCGUCCGAGUAGAGAAAGCAGAAAUCGAAGGGUCUUUCUUGCGCGACAAGGAGGAGGUUCGAGAAUUGAACAGGCGGAUGGCAGAGGUUACGGCGCAAAUUGCUGUUGUGAAGCAGGACGUCGAGAAGGCGAAGAAAGACGCGAAACAUCAGAAGGGUCUUCUUGCUAUUGCCAAAAAGCAAUUGGUAGCAAAGGAGUCGGAGAAGAUCAGGGUGGACAAGGAGCUAGAGGAGGCACAGCAAGAUCUCACUGAUACGAUUACGGAGAGAGAGAAGGCCGAAGCCGAGGCCGAGAAGAUUGUGAUUACGCCUUUACAGGCAGGGUUGGAACGCUCUAAGUCACCGGAUUCGGUUGCUUUCGCGGCUGCUCAUCCUUUGCCAGUGACCCCUGAUAUCACGGGCGCCGCCAUGAGCCCGAUCAGUGUCAAGAGUAAUAACCCAUUCGAGAGGUUGGCAUUGUCCUCAGGAGCGUCGACUCCGCGAUCUCAGUCGCCGUUCCUGUCUUUCCCUAAUGCUUCUUAUCCUGCUCCCCCUGGCCUGUCAUCACCACCCGGUCUUUAUUCCCCGGCUACAAUCCAAUCAGACGUGUUUUCGCAGGCAUCCGACACUGAACCCGUGCUACAGACCGAUAAUGCGCCUGAUACAGAUAGCUCUGAAUUUGUCGUUGUGACCCCUCGCGUGAAGGACGGUCCCUAUUUUUCUGACGGUGUCGUAUCGUCGCCCACGAGCGAUGAACACUUCACCACCCCUCCAACCAGUAUCACACCAGUCAAUCCUAAUCCCAGUGCAAACGAUUCAUCUCUCGAUAGUGCUGCCGCACACUUCCCUGCUAUCGAUGAUUUCAAUACACAACACCUCGCACCGGAGGAGGGGGAGAAGGAAACAGACCUGUCUACGGACCUUCAGGAGUUGGAAGUCAAUGACACUGAGAGUGAAAGCGAGGACAGCCACGAGUCGGAAGCUGUCGACCACUUGACAGACUCUGCCAAGGAGGUUUCUCCCUCAGAACCGGUAUCCUCACAGGCGCCGACCUCUUUUGAUGACAUCUUUGGAGUCGACACAGAUAUUCCCGAGCGGGUCCCUGCUUCCAGCAGUGAAUCUCAGUCAGACACAGCCGCACCCUCGCAGAAUGGCACGUCUUUGGUAGAUGCCUUUGGUGCUCCUUUCUCAGAGCUUGAAACCACUCCGUCACAGCUCUUUCGACCAUCCGAGACAAGCGGGUUGAAUAGUUUUGACGAGGCUCUCGGCAAGAUCUCAAAUGGCGGUUCUACGCAGCCCGCCUCUGCCUUCUCCUUCGAUUCCAACUUUGAGGAUAACUUUGACUUUGGGACAGCGAUGGCAUCAUCAUCUUCUACAUUCCCACCACCCCCCUCCGGAUCUACCCCUACAAAUGGCAUCUCCGCAACGAGCUCGAACAUGGCUAUGCAUGCGAAUGAGGUACCUGAUUUGUUCACCCAGCCUGCGAGCAAUGGGAUAUCGGCCACUCCAAACGUGUCUAUGACACAGCCGGCAGCCCCGGUCUCAUUUGAUGAAGUCUUCUCAUCGGGCCCCUGGGAUGCUUCAAGUACCGCACCUCAGCCUGAGAAGGCAGGAUCAAAACAGGCGGACGCGGGAGUCAUAAGCUUUCAAGAUGCAUUUGGAGGUGUUGAUUCCUCUCAAGCCCUGGCACUAGAUAGUUUGUUCCCUUCGAAGACUUCAAAGGCAUUCGCAUCCUCUGCGUCACCACCUUCAUCCGAGGGUAGCAAGCCCUUCCCAAAUAUUUCCCCUCCUGUAUCACCGCGAGGACCAUCUUCUCCCCGGGUUACAUCGAUACGGUCUACUUCCCCUCCGCGACGUGCCACAUCGCCACCGCCUCGAGCUGUUUCUCCGAAGUUGCAGCGGCCGUCAAGCUCUUCAACCAAGGAACCCGCUCACGAUAAGCCUCCGCCACCCCCGCGGCACUCUAAGCUCAGUAUUCGCCUUCCGUUUGGUAAGAAAAAGAAGCAGGAUUCAGUACCACCCAUUCCUCCAUCGAGUCUGUCACAGAAUGUGACUGUUACGCAGGAGGCGAGGGUGACGCCUGGGGUUGAAGACGACGUGGAACCUGUGAAGCAGCUGUCUGCUAUGGGAUUCAGUCGAACACAAGCUGUUGAGGCGCUCGAAGCAUACGAUUAUGACGUACAAAGAGCAUUGAAUAAAUUACUGGGAGCGCAAUAGGGACGGAGGGUCUAUUAUCGUUUGAUCUUGCGUUUGUAAUAUUUCACUUGUCCGUACAUGCACAUUCCUUACUACUCAUUCCAUUUUAUUACCGAAACAUCCGAGUCAUAAGGGCACGAACGGAACAAUGACAUUCCUUUAUGACUGU